Didymodactylos carnosus is the source of this 1430-nucleotide messenger RNA. Lineage: Eukaryota; Metazoa; Rotifera; Eurotatoria; Philodinida; Philodinidae. The record is from the annotation of a GenBank genome assembly.
CACUGUAAACUUAUUUCGUAUUGCACCAACUUCGCCAACUAAUAUUACACUAAUUAUAGUAUACCCAUUUCCAUCUUUUAUACUAGUUUAAAGUACACGAGUUGUACAUGAUGCUGAUCUAUUUUUUAGAAAAGCAUCCCUUUUAGUCUUUGAGAAACAUGACUGUGAAUAUCAAUGACUAUCGUCUAAAAAAGCAACUUUUCGACAGAAGAAAAAGAAGUCUUUGGAUAUCGACCAAGGAAAAAUAAUGCAGAUCAGAGUGGUGCUUCUUAUUAAAGUGGUUCACAACCGUUUUUGACGUAUCCUCAAUUUCAUCAAAAACAGUUUCUUACUUCAAAUCAUGAGAAUUUGGUUUAUCAUAGUCAAGCUAUGUCUAAUGUUAAUCACCUACAAACACAUGCUUUGCACCGUCCCUGGAUACAGCAAUUAACUCAACAACCACAUGCUGCAGUAACAAAUGAAUUAAGUCAGGGUAUUUAGACAUUUAUGAAAUCUCAACAAGUAAAUGCCACGUCUGAUAGCGAAGAUAACAGAAGGAAGUAUUCUGAUGAUGAUGAUAUGAGCGAAGAUGGAAUGUCGGGGGAGCGUACGAAUAAGAGGCAGAAAAAAUCUGCUCAGGAAUAAAUGUGUUUACCAUUCCGGUGUCGACAACUUCUAACUUACCUGGAUUGGGUGUAGAACGAUCGGUAUUACAAGUUAAUACUGGUAUUAGAGAUAGUCAAGACAGAGAUGAAGAUAUAUCUAGCAAUGCUGUUCGUUAUGCUGAGACAAGAUAUGCGUUUCCCCCAUUUAUAGUAGUACUAGAUGGGCAUUCUCAAGUCGAUAAAAUUAAAGAUGAGUUAUGUCUGUAUUAUGCGAAUAAGCAUAACAUUAAACUGGAGUUUGAAGGUAUUAAAACUAAUUAUCGUCAAGAAAUGAUAUUCUUUGUUAAAAAUCGUGAAUCAUUCAUCUGCUUGUUUGAUGCAGAAAAAUGGCCGAUGACUCUUGGUGGCCCGAAUUAUAGGAAAACGUUACCUCGUCGACUUCCCCUACAACUUUCGUUAGUGAUACAUGAUGUGUCAUUAAGCAAAAAUAUUGACGAACUGUUAAAUGGAAUGCAAUUGGCUUAUCCUGAUACUGACAAUGCUUUUCGAAUGAAUAAUAAGGAAAAAAAGUCAACAAAGUUAGUACGCAUUGAUAUUAAGAGUGUUAAAACUCUUAAUGAUUUGGUACAAGCUCGAUAUAUGCAAUGUAAACAAGAUUUACCUGUUUGUAAAGUGUGUGGAUUGGCUUUUCAAGAUUUGGAAUUACAUCGUGAGAAUGGUGGAUGCUCUGGAGUUACUAAAUGUGUCAGAUGUCAAGGUUCCCAUGCUUCAAAUGAUGGUAGAUGCCCAUCAAUGAUAUCGUAUCGGGCAGCGUUAACGAAAACUAUGCUGCCAGUAUUUAAAUGA